UAUAUAUACUAGUCCCACUCAUCAAUUCCCUUCAUCUCCAAUCCAAUCCAAUUAAAUUAUUUUCUACAACAAACUUUUUUUCUCCAAACCCAUAAAAUCUUUUACUCAUUUCUCAACCAUGCAAGCCAAAGAAACUACAUCACUCAAUUAUUUACACCCAAGUUCAGACCCAUCUCCUUAUCCAUAUCAAAACAACAUAAUCCAAAACACAAUUCCAACAUCUCAACUCUUAAAAUUCUCCAACAAUUUCCAUUCUUUCCAAAACUUUCCACAAACUCUUCAUCAAGAUUUCAGUCCUCAAUCCUCAUGCAUAAGCAACAACUCAACUUCAGAUGAAGCAGAUGAACAACAAGGACUAAUCAACGAGAGAAAACAUCGAAGAAUGAUAUCGAACCGCGAGUCAGCUCGCCGGUCGCGAAUGAGGAAACAAAAACACCUUGAUGAACUUUGGUCACAAGUUGUUUGGCUAAGGAAUGAAAAUCAUCAAUUACUUGAUAAGCUGAACAGUUUCUUUGAAUCACAUGAUAGAGUUGUUCAAGAGAAUGUUCAAUUGAAAGAAGAAGCUUCGGAACUUCGACAAAUGGUUUGUGACAUAAAGUUGAAUAGUUCUUGUCUUCCUUUGAGUCCUCUUGAAGAUGUUCCUAGCAUCACUUCACCAUUUGUUAAAUCUGACGAUUCUUCAAAUUAAUCAAUCACAAGUUGUUCUCUUGAUCUUUUAGAAUAAAUUUCAAGACAUGUUACAAGAAAAAGUUUUAAUAAAAUCUUCAAUUUUUUUAA
This is a messenger RNA of Cicer arietinum (chickpea), 777 nucleotides long. Its product is annotated as basic leucine zipper 43-like. Lineage: Eukaryota; Viridiplantae; Streptophyta; Magnoliopsida; Fabales; Fabaceae. The record is from RefSeq and is a predicted model, not a curated record. Gene Ontology annotation, biological process: regulation of DNA-templated transcription. Gene Ontology annotation, molecular function: DNA-binding transcription factor activity.